GAUUCCCCGCCUUCUUUUUCGACUAUAUAAGCCAACUUUUGGCUGUCACUCUAGUGAGAAGCAAUAUUUCAUACGAGAGAUAAUCUCCAGAGGGUACUUUCUUGUUGCGAAAAAAAAUAUCAUCCAAAUGCUUCCGUUCACCCUCGUCACCCUCAUCGCGGUCUGCGCGGCUGCCCCGCUUUCCGAGGAGCCGAUUCAAAUAAUCAACCAAACGCAGGACGGUCCCAACCCGGACGGAAGCUUCAACAGCGCUUUUGAAACCGGAAAUGGUAUCCAGUCCCAGCAACAAGGUUCUCUGAAGCAGAUUGAUGCCGAUACUUUCGUUCAGGUCAUUCGGGGCACCGUUGUCUGGCCAUCACCCGACGGCAGCUCCAUUCAGCUCACCUACGUCGCUGACGAGAAAGGGUAUCAGCCCCAGGGCAACGCCAUUCCAGUCCCUCCUCCCAUCCCCGUGGGAAUCCAAAGGGGUCUCGAUUUCAUCGCUGCCCAUCCUCCUCCUCCUCCUCCUCCUCCUCCUCUUCCACCUCUACCGGAAUCCGCGGAGAGCUGAACUCGUUAGAACGACGAAACGAAAGGUUAAUUUCUGACGGGGUUCGAGCUGUUCGCCUUCGAUUUUUUACUCACUUUCAGACUGCAGUUACCAGUAUUAUUUGUCAUUGUUGUUGUUAUCGGAUAUGCUCGGACUUUAUAUGUACAGAUAUUUGGAACGAAUGAAUAGUAAAUUUUUUCCACCGUAA
Messenger RNA from Athalia rosae (coleseed sawfly), 737 nucleotides. RefSeq names its product endocuticle structural glycoprotein ABD-4-like. The record is from RefSeq and is a predicted model, not a curated record. The transcript has 2 exons. NCBI's taxonomy places the organism in Eukaryota, Metazoa, Arthropoda, Insecta, Hymenoptera, Athaliidae. Gene Ontology annotation, molecular function: structural constituent of chitin-based larval cuticle. Gene Ontology annotation, cellular component: chitin-based extracellular matrix. The coding region runs from base 128 to 550 and encodes 140 amino acids.